GCCCUGCUCUGGCUAGGUUCCCUUCUCUGUGGUGUUAGGGCGAUUAGCUCGGUGCGGUGUGAGCUCCGGGAUGUUCCGCAAGGCUCGGCGAGUGAAUGUGCGAAAGCGCAAUGAUUCGGAGGACGAGGAGCGAGAGGCCGACGCUAAUUCCGCGGCACCGGCGGCCGAACCUUCCGAGCCUGUGUUUUCGGUAUUUGAACACCCGGUCUCUAUUCCGCUGCUCGGCCCGGAUACUGGGCCUCCCCGGGGCAAGAAGGAGGGGAACUCGGUGAUGUCUAAGGGCAGCCUUCUCAGCUUCCAGGACGAUGAUGACGAUGAGGAAAUCUUUAAAGUGAAAAAAUCCAAUCACAGCAAAAAAAUUGUGAAGAUGCUAAAAAAGGAAUAUAAAGACGAUCUAGAGAAGACCAAGCCGAAGGCGUCCGGCAACAGUACAGUUGAUGGUGACAGCUUUAUGAACAGAUCCCUGCCGCCUAAGGAUGGAAUCCAAGAGGACAUUGCUGUGGGCAGCGAUCUAGGGGAGGAGGAGAUGGAAGUUGAAAGUGAAAAAGAAGAGGAAAAACCCAAAGCCGGCUCAUUUACAAACGCAGUGUCUUCUCUGAAUGUCCUCCGCCCAGGAGAGAUACCAGACGCUGCGUUCAUCCAUGCAGCGCGUAAGAAGAGACAGAUGGCUCGAGAACUUGGAGAUGCCCCAUCUGUAGAUGGUGAGGGGGGUGGUAAAAGCCGACUGGUGCGUGAAGAUGAAAACGACGCAAGUGAUGAUGAAGAUGAUGAUAAGAGGCGAAUAGUCUUUUCCGUUCGAGAGAAAUCUCAGAGGCAGAAAAUAGCGGAGGAAAUUGGAAUAGAAGGAAGUGAUGAUGAGGCUUUAGCAACGGGAGACCAAGAUGAAGAGCUCAGCCGCUGGGAGCAGGAACAGAUUCGGAAGGGAAUUAGUAUUCCGCAGGUUCAAGCACCUCAGCCUCCAGAAACAAAUAUGUUCUACCCAAGUACUUACCAAGGAAUGCCUUACGGCACAUCAUAUGGUGUCCCCUACACUUAUGCUGCUUAUGGAUCCACUGAGACAAAAUCUCAGAAACCAGAUAAUUCUGUCUCUUUCAAAACUCCCAGUAAUGAGAUGACUCCUGUUACUAUUGAUUUGGUAAAGAAACAGCUUAAAGACAGGUUGGAUGCAAUGAAAGAAGUGCACAAGGCAAACCUUGAACAGUAUGAGAAACAUGUGCAAAGCAGAGAGGACUCCACUAGCUCCAUUAGCCGCUUGGAAGGGUGUUCAGGGAGUAAUGCCGAGCGCUACCAGUUUUUGCAAGAAAUGCGAGGGUAUGUCCAAGACUUGCUUGAGUGUUUUCGUGAAAAGGUACCUCUGAUAAAUGAGCUUGAAUCUGCAAUGCACCAGCUGUACAAACAGCGAGCCGCCCGCCUUGUCCAAAGACGACAAGAUGAUAUUAAGGAUGAAUCUUCGGAGUUUUCGAGCCAUUCAAGUAAAGCUGUGAUGGCACCAAAUCUAGACCCCUUUGGGCGAGACCGGGCACUUUUUCAGGAACACGCGAAACAGAGGAGGAUCGCAGAAAGAGAAGCGAGAAGAACGCGCCGCCGACAAGCCAGAGAAGUACCUGGCAAGACGGCAGAGCACCUUGAAGGUCUGUCCAGUGACGAUGAGGAAACAUCGACUGAUAUUACAAAUUUCAACAUGGAGAAAGAUCGAAUUUUAAAGGAGGCUGGCAAAGUGUUUGAGGAUACACUGGAAAAUUUUCAUUCCAUCGAAUAUAUUAAAGAUCAGUUUGAAUCGUGGCGAUCAACCUACUAUAGCACAUACAAAGAUGCAUACAUCGGUCUUUGUCUACCAAAGCUGCUGAAUCCUUUAGUACGGAUACAAUUAUUAACUUGGAAUCCCCUAGAGGCAAACUGUUGCAACUUUGAGAGUAUGAUGUGGUUCGAGUGUCUACUUUUUUAUGGUUGUGAAGAAAAGGAGUAUGACAAGGAGGACGUGGACAUUGUUCUCUUGCCAUCACUGGUUGAAAAAGUUAUUCUCCCCAAACUUGCAGGUAUUGCUGAGAACGUAUGGGACCCCUUUUCUACAACACAGACCAACAGGCUGGCAGCAGUUGUUCAAAAGCUAGUAAAUGGAUAUCCUACCGUUUUAAACUCUGAAAAUAAAAAUACAGAGGCUCUUCUCAAGGCACUGCUGGCAAGAAUGAGGAGGACACUAGAUGAUGAUGUCUUCAUGCCAUUAUAUCCCAAAAAUGUUAUUGAAAAUAAGAACUCUGCACCGUGUAUAUUUUUCCAGCGCCAGUUUUGGUCAUCUGUAAAGUUACUAGGGAAUUUCCUAAAGUGGCAUGGUGUGCUCUCCAACAAAGCACUGCAGGAGCUGUCAGUAGACGGCCUGCUAAACAGAUACAUCCUGAUGGCAUUUCAGAACAAUGAGAAUGGAGAAGACAGCAUUAAAAAAGCCCAAAGUGUUAUCACAUGUUUCCCAAGGCAAUGGUUUGCCAAUCUUAAAGGAGGUAAAACCAUUCCACAGCUGGAAAACUUUGCCCGAUAUCUCACCCAUCUGGCUGGCACAAUAUACAGAAACAAUGUUGGCUGCUCAGACAUAGAGAGAAGAAACGCAAGAGAGCAAAUCAGGCAGAUUGUAAAACUACUAGCAAGUAUCCGGGCCUUGGAAAGCGCCAUGUCUGUUGCCAACGAUUACAAUGUGAAAGACAUCAAAGCUCCAACAGAAGGCAAAUAAAGCACGUUGGAGACUGCCUGUUGUACAUUCAUUCCUCCCUUCGGUUUUGUACAUUAUGUAAAGUUUCUUAACAUGUAUAGUGAUGAUUAUUAUUAUUUUAAGGUAGGCGUGCCUUGAUUUUACCAAGGUCUUGUGUUUUUUUUUUAAAAAAAAAAAAAAACAAAAACUACAAAAAAAUCGUACAGUUUCCUAGUGGCUUCAGUUUGUGUGCAAGCCUCGUGCUGUUGUGCCUGUACAGAUGUAAUAGUAGCUGAAUUCUGAAUAUUUAUCUGUUGCGACAUAAACUGUACAUGUGUAUUUGCAUGUGUAAAAUUCCUGAAAAAGAAUUGCACAAGGCUGCUCUGUAUAGACUUGCCUCGCUGGUAUUAGCUAAUAGGGGGUAACAAGGAUCUGUGAUUGUAUCUUACAAUGUUAAAUUUCCACCAUGUUUUGGGUAGAGUGGUUUUUGAGCAGAGAUAAGCAGUGAUAUUUAUAAGGAAACCCAAAGAAAAGUCCAGCUGAAGGAUUCUUUUGGGAAUAAAACUGCCAAGGCAUUUUAUAAACUGGAACUUGUUCAAGCAAGAGGACUGUUUCUGUUCGAAUGUACGAGGUUUUUUCCUUACAACUUCCUGCAAACACUGCAUUUUUGGUGCACAAACUUCUCCUUCUAAGCAGUGCUGACCCAAUCACAUUGCUGCCUUCUCUCUCGAGCAUCUACUCUUCACUUUCUGCAUCAUGUGCGGAAGCCAUGGUUUCGAUCGUGGCAAAUGAAUGAGCUUUAACUGAAAUCUCUUAUGAGAUUGUGGGGAGAUAAUAAAUUUCUUAUGAUUUGUGUUUAUUUUGAA
Messenger RNA from Xenopus tropicalis (tropical clawed frog), 3546 nucleotides. It is a transcript of the gene paxbp1, whose product is annotated as PAX3 and PAX7 binding protein 1. The record is from RefSeq and is a predicted model, not a curated record. Bases 71 to 2722 code for a protein of 883 amino acids. Gene Ontology annotation, biological process: mRNA splicing, via spliceosome. The transcript is spliced from 18 exons. NCBI's taxonomy places the organism in Eukaryota, Metazoa, Chordata, Amphibia, Anura, Pipidae. Gene Ontology annotation, cellular component: nucleus. Gene Ontology annotation, molecular function: DNA binding.